This is a messenger RNA of Leptidea sinapis, 1462 nucleotides long. Its product is annotated as NEDD8-conjugating enzyme UBE2F-like. NCBI's taxonomy places the organism in Eukaryota, Metazoa, Arthropoda, Insecta, Lepidoptera, Pieridae. The record is from RefSeq and is a predicted model, not a curated record. The transcript is spliced from 3 exons. Bases 522 to 1070 code for a protein of 182 amino acids.
GACAAUCCAAGUUUAUUUUCAUUUUUCACGGAGUACUUCUUUCUAGAAUUAAAAUUUGAAAUUUAUUUUACAAUUUACGGUAAUUAAAAAUAUUUGACAUAAAUAUGUUACGUUAGUUCGUUUUAACUUUUACGGUUCACUGCGGAAAAGAACAACCGAGUUUUAUAGUCAUCGAAAUCAAAUACCAAAGCCAGCAAGCAGCUCGUCAGAGUAAUUAUUAAAAUAUAAUAUAUUCCCUGGCCAGAAGAGUGGAGACAGAAGAAAAAAUUUAAAAAUAUUGUUUAUCCAGUACAGGAGCCUAUCGGCUAAGGAUGAAAAGUAACAAAAAUUCUGGGGCUAUUACUGAUAACUAAAAUGUCCAAAAUCAAGAUCCCAGUUAAUAAAAUAUGAUAUGUUCUGUAAUUUAAUAAUAUUGCUCUGUCAAAAAUAUGUUUUUAUAAAAAGAUUAAGGCUGGAAUCAGGUUAGUUUAUAUUGAUUGUAGAUAGGUCUAAUUGAGCUAUAGGUAAAUUUUAAUUCCAUCAUGAUAACAUUGAAUAAAAAGGUGAGGAAACAGAUACCAGAACCUACAAAUGGGAUGUCUGUUUCUAAACGAAUAUCAAUCAGAGAUAAACUUCUUGUGAAAGAAGUUCAAGAGAUGAAUGAAAACCUGCCAGCAACUUGCUCUGUUAACUUUGAAGACCCUAAUGUAUUGAGUGAGUUUGUGCUGAGUGUCACCCCUGACGAAGGCUAUUGGGAAGGAGGAACAUUUAAGUUCAGUGUUGUUGUCACAGAAGACUAUAAUAUGGCGCCACCCACUGUGAAAUGUUUGACUCGGCUCUGGCAUCCGAACAUAAAUGUUAAUGGAGAUAUUUGUCUCUCUUUACUUAGACAAACUUCUAUAGAUGAGCAUGGAUGGGCGCCUACUCGGAGACUCAAGGAUGUUGUUUGGGGCCUUAAUUCAUUAUUUACGGAUCUACUCAAUUUUGAUGAUCCUCUAAACAUAGAAGCAGCAGAGAUGUACAAGAAAGACAAGGUGGAGUUCCAUUCAAAGGUUCGGGAAUACAUCACGGACUCCAGAGGCAAGAGAUGAGACAGGGCUUGUCUCAGCUGCUGCAACAAUAACUUCUGGUAGCAGACUGCCGUGUUAACAGAUAAUACUCAGUGAUAUCUUGCAAUUGUGAUUAUCUUUUAUUUAUUGUGGUUCGAUAUUGUGGAGUUAGAAAAUUAGAUAAUUGUAAAACACAUUAAACAUGAAUCUUAACAUAAUUAGUUUAAUAGGAUUUUUAAAUUUUUUUAAUUGUAUGACUUCAAGAAAAUGUUUUAAACCUGACCUGAAUUAACUAUUCUACUUGGAUAACUAGAAAAUAAAAUUUAUGUAAAAUAAUGAUUUUGUAAAAAUCUGUUUGACACAUCACCUUAAUUUAUUUGUUGGCAAUGGUACUGAGCAGUUUAUGACAAAUAUAUUAUUAUUACAUUGCUAAA